AUGGAACCUCCCGCUCAAAUCCCCUGUUCCGGCAAUUGCCUCGUCCACCUACACUCCUUCUCCGGCAACGUCUGGCUGGUCCGCCGCAUCUACACUUUACGGCAACAUCUUUUCCCGGACGGCAUUAUCCGUUUUCCGUACACACGACCCAAUCACCCGCCAACUUUCCUUUCCCUCAUAGAUAUCCUCACCUUACAUUUCCAAGAUAGGAAAGCCGCCAUGGAACGCCUCGGCCACCGAGCCCAAAACUUCGUCGCCAUCAUCCCCGCCAGCAGCAAUACCUCCCGCUAUCAAUCACAACUCUCCGCCGGCGCCACCGCCGCCGGAAUUCGCAUUCUCUUUUUCAUCGAAGCUCCGGUUCUUGCCGCCUCCUAUUACAAAUCUCACACCCCAGGCCACAGAACCGUCCUCGUAUUCGACCUCGAUGUUCACAUCUUCGAAGUCUCUCUGCUCACCGAAGAUGAGAAUCUAAAAGUGAAGGCUGCCGUUUCCGACUUGGGCUGCCCACUCUUCAACUACAUGGUUUCAGAGAUACAGCGCAAGCUUGGAAUCGACAUCAGCGGUGACGCUACCUCCUCCGUUGCAUCGGACAGUCCUGCGAACGCGCCAAGGACUCCAUCUGUUCGGGCGUGGCUGGUGUGGAGCUUGAGUUUGGGCAACAAGGCAGGAAGGCAUCUUCACAUCGGAAUCAUGAGGUGCUUGAUGGAAGCCGGAGUCAAGCGAGAAGCCGUGGAUGAGAUUGUGCUCGCCGGAGCAUGCACUAACAUACCAGAGGUCCAACAAGCUCUUCGACAGUUCUUUGAAAGGCAGCCUUUCAGAUGUGACAUCGACCCUGCAAAUCUUGUGGAGUUGAGGGCCACGCAAUGCUUACGAAAUGUCUCCGCUAAGAACUUGCACUUGUUGAAUCUCUUUUGUAUUCGCUCUAGGAUAGUACUUUGUGGAUAUGAUGGAUUCCCUACAUCUGAGGACAAUGUAUCAGGCUGCCAUUGGGUGAUUGUUGAUCGUGGGGUGUGGUAG
This is a messenger RNA of Dendrobium catenatum, 1017 nucleotides long. RefSeq names its product heat shock 70 kDa protein 18-like. Lineage: Eukaryota; Viridiplantae; Streptophyta; Magnoliopsida; Asparagales; Orchidaceae. The transcript has 4 exons. Bases 1 to 1017 code for a protein of 338 amino acids. Gene Ontology annotation, biological process: protein refolding; cellular response to unfolded protein. The record is from RefSeq and is a predicted model, not a curated record. Gene Ontology annotation, molecular function: heat shock protein binding; ATP-dependent protein folding chaperone; ATP hydrolysis activity. Gene Ontology annotation, cellular component: cytoplasm.